Messenger RNA from Scleropages formosus (Asian bonytongue), 2283 nucleotides. RefSeq names its product transmembrane protein 201 (gene tmem201). The transcript has 11 exons. The coding region runs from base 76 to 2046 and encodes 656 amino acids. NCBI's taxonomy places the organism in Eukaryota, Metazoa, Chordata, Actinopteri, Osteoglossiformes, Osteoglossidae. The record is from RefSeq and is a predicted model, not a curated record. Gene Ontology annotation, biological process: nuclear migration along microtubule. Gene Ontology annotation, molecular function: actin filament binding; lamin binding. Gene Ontology annotation, cellular component: nuclear inner membrane.
GCUUAAAUACAGACAGCUUGGCGCGUGUGGACUCCUAGAAUCUGAAAAUCUGCUGUAUUUUAUAAACAAUUUCAGAUGGAAGUCGUCGCUCAGGUGAUCGCGGAAUGUCCGCCGUUACUAUCUGGAGGAAUCGGAAUAGCAGCCUGCGCUGCGGGAGCCUUGAUUCAUAGAAUCGCGACUAGGAAGAAGCCCACACAUGUGAGAGUGAACUGCUGGUUCUGCAACCAGGACACAGAGGUGCCGUAUGGAAACAGGAACUGCUGGGACUGUCCCUACUGUGAGCAGUACAACGGCUUCCAGGAGAAUGGUGACUACAAUAAGCCCAUUCCAGCCCAGUACAUGGAGCACCUGAACCAUGGCGUGUCAGCAGGCCCUUCACAGGCUGAGACAUCCAAGUCUCUGCAGUGGGUCAACUGCCAGAUGCUGCUGUGUAAAAAGUGCAAUCACAAUCAGAGCCUAAAAAUCAAGCAGCUGGCCUCCUUCCAGCCCAGGGAUGAGGAGAAGUAUGACGAGGAGAUAGAGGUGUAUCGCCACCAUCUGGAGCAGACCUACAAGCUGUGCCGGCUCUGCCAGACUUCUGUGGAGCACUAUAUCAAGCAUCAAAACCGGCAGCUGCGAGCCCUGCUCUUCAGCCACCAACUGCGCCGCAGCCGAGACUCCCAUUUGGGCUGCAUUCAGAGCACCCACUCCAUUCCCACUCCAGGUCGGGUGAUCUUGCUACGUGUCCUGGACUUUGUACUUGCUACUUUCUUGGUGGCAUUGGCAGUACACAAACCUGAGGGGCUCUGGGCAACCCAAAGCGGUCAUGCCAAUGCAUCCCCUCCUGCUCCAAACAAUUUGAAUGCAUCGGACACCCCAGAUGGUAGCAGUGAUGUGGUAUGGCUGUGGCAGGAGCUGCUGGAACUUAUACCAGACAACACUUUGGAGAAAGCCCAACAGGCAUGGGACUAUGGCAGGGACCACAAAGCUGCUGUGGCCUCCUUGGGCCUAUUUAUCUGCAUUGUCAGCAUCUUCCUUGCUGGCCCUGUGAGGCUCCGACGAAUUGAUGCUGCAUCAUCCAUCCUCUGGUUCCUGCUCAUGAGCCUGCAUCUGUUGGAAAAGUACGUGGUGCUGGAUGGUCCUGGCUGGUUGGACACAAUCAGAUUUUGCACCACUCUGCUGUGCUGCUCCGUGGGCUUUGCUGCCGCUGUGGCCACCCGCAAGUCCACGAAUUACAGAAGGGCACGGGGUCGAAGGUAUCUUUCUGGUGGAUCUCUGGAUCUCUGCUACAAUGGACAUACCCCACUCCUGGAUCCUCCUGUCUCUGGCUCCUCUUCCUCCUUUGUUCCUACUCCACCCCCCAACCUGUCACAUCUUAUCAACCGGAAGUUAGGUUCACGGGAGCGCCGGGCCUCGCCCUCGUCCCUGCCAGGGCGUCUCAACCGAGCCCUGUCCCUGGGCACCAUCCCUUCUCUGACUUGCACAGACUCAGGCUAUUUAUUCAGUGGCAGUCGACCCUCGUCGCAGUGUAAAGAUUCUCCACCAUCAGAUUAUUUCUCCCUGAAGACUGGGAGCCGUCCCUCAUCUCCAGGCCCCUCCCCAGCGCCCUCAAUAGCAGGAUCAGUGACAUCUACUUCCAGCUCUGCCCACCAGCGCCGCCCCCUCAUCAGCCCCGCUCGCCUGCAGCUGGGUGGCAAGAGGCUUCAGCUUUUUUCGUCACACUUAGAACCUGGUCUGCAGGUCUCACCUUGCAGCCACUCUGAGUCUGCUCCUCUCCAUAGUGCAGUGCUUAGCCCUGAAGCCCUUGCCUUCCCUUCGCACAGCCAUGAUCUGGGCUCUGGGCUUGAGAACAGUAGUGUGUUUGAGGAGAGGGAGGGAGAGAAAAAGAGGGGCAGUUCCUCUGGCUCUUCAGCCUGCCUGGUGGACACUACUACUGGGGCAGGAGCUAACAACAGACAGCCACUGAAGGGUGUGCUGGGCUGGUCACUGUGGUCAGGCCUCCUGUGUGCAAGCUUGAUGGCUAACCUGGUAUUUGGAUUCCUCUACUGCUACCACAGCUGGAGAUGAGCUGUCUAGGCUCACUGCUCUUGUGUAGACAACCUGAGAUCCUUUUUUCUGUCACUGCUCUGCAGGAUGAUCUCACUGGGGCUCCAUUCUUGCCCAAAAGUAGUAGUGUAUUUCUCCAACUAUGUAGGUCAGUAGAAAUUUAUGAUCUGCAUACACAUUAUUGCUGAAGACUUAAGGAUAACUCUUAUUGAGAACUUUAUUGGAAAUUGUACAGAAAGUUGAACUUGUCUAAAUGUG